UGUCCAACAGCUGUUUGCUUUUUAAUCUGCAGCCGUCAGAUCCUGCAGGUCUUUGAUGGGCAACCCAAUCUACACGAAUGACUGAACUAGAUCUUCCCUUAAUCUACACAGCCUUAUUAGGCGGCCUCUCCGCUGCAUGUAAAACACCGCGCGGCCGUUUCUGUAGAUUAUUACAGAGACGAGACGUGUUGCAUUAUCAAACCCAAGAGGGCCGCAUCGAUCGCAGCAGGAGAGGUGAUGGAGUGAAAGGGGGGGCAGCACGGCGUCGCCUCUACGGGUCAUCGUGACUCACACUCUUCCUUGUUAAUAGAUGACUUCAUCCCAGCAGGCUGAUGUGUCAUUAGCAUAUCCUAAUAACAUGGAUUUCUUCAUUAGGGUUUCCACUAAAUAGGCCCUAAUUAGUUUCAACUGGCCCAGCCAUUAAUUGAAGCAGCAACAUGUUUCACCUUUCUUAAUCAGCAGCUCACUUCACACCGUUUGAUAAGAGAAAUGACGUUGCGAGGCGGGUCGGUUGAGGCUCUGUGCCACAAUUUGUGUAUUUUUAGAUUGCAUUAGUCAUAAGAUAAUCUUUUAUUAGUCCCACAGCGGGGAAAUUUGCAGGAUUACAGCAGCAGAGUGGAAAGUGCAAAUGAACAAACAAGAGACAUGUAGAGAAGAAAUCAAUGCAUGCAUACGUCAUCACACUUUAAGGGUAAAAAAUAUUGAUUUUUUAAAACUGAAAUAUGAUAUAUUCGUACUGAAUGUUUGUUAAUGUUGCUCAGCAUUUGCAUAUGUGCAUUGUGUAUCAACAGAUUGUUUCUUUUUAAUAUUGUAGUUAACCUGAUAGGCUUGUUUCCUUUUUCACUUCAAAUGUUAUUGCAAUAGCAUCAUAUUUUUGCACAUGCGUGCAUGUGUACAAAGUAAAGCUUUUGGAAGACCACAAAAUUAUCUUAUCCUUAUUUUGGUUUUAAUUACAAAACUAUAAACGGCAAUGUAAAAAAAAAAUGAAAACAGUAUAUAAUCAUUAGUUAAGAUUUUGGCAGGAAAAUAAUGUAAUUAGCUUUAUGUUAAUGAGAGAAUUCCCUCACGGAAAACACCAAGAAUAUGAUUCAUUUGCUCAGCAUCUUUGUUUUUAUUAAAAUAAAUACACGUAUUAAAAGAAUCACAUGACGUAUAAUAAGUAUGUGUUCUAUUUACUGUAAAUCAACUAAUUUAUGUAAAAAGUCUGCAGUAAAAUGUAAAUAUACAAAAUCUACUAAUUUUCUAAAUGUUAUUCUCUAACAUCUGUAUUCCACAAUGCAAAGAUAAUGUUUCAGGCCCUAUAUGACAUUUUUUUAUUGUAAUAAUGCAUACAUUAAUAAUUAAUAACAGGUCAGGAAAGUAUUUAAUAUUCUCCCACUCGUGUCCCAUUGUGUGUAAUUCCCCUGCUCCUCCGGGGAAAUGUAUCUGCGGUUUAAUCUGCUGCUGUGGGAUUAACGCGGCGCGGGAGCGCGCGGGGUCCGGAUCGUCCAGCUGUCGUUUUUGGGGAGGGCCUUUGAUUCGCGUGAUGACUUUGCCCACAGCAUCUGGAGAUCAAUUACCCAGCCACCCAUUCAUGUGAGCCAGUGGUGGUACAGAGAGAUCACAGUUGUGCGUUGGUGUGUGUAAACAAUUGAGCCGACGGUAUAUACGGAUUUACUUUAGCAUAUUGGCGUAAUUUUACACUAUUUCAGAUGAUUUAAUUAGGGCGGCAUGACGAAAACUGAUCUGAGCAAUUAUAUGUCUGCAGUCAGUUUAUAAUGGUUUAAAAUAUGUUUAGUAUAAAUGUAUAGUACAAUAAAAUUGUAUUCUCUAUUUGUCACUUUUAGUCUUUCGGAUGUUUUGAGUAAUGCUGCAGAAUCCCUGUUUUUAUUCUCAUUUCGUCCCCCUCCUAUUUCGAUCCAUUCUGUCUCUGCAGCCUAAAUCGCUUCCCCGUUUAUCCAUAUAGUCGUGAAAGGAAAUGCAGAUAUGUAUCCGAGAGGGCGUAUAACGCAUCCUUGAUCCACAGGAAUCCUGAAUCCUUGCAGCUGAUUGGCUGCCGGGUCCUGCCUCUUGUUGGGAUGGACCUGUUGGAUAAAAGGACCAUUUUCUAACGGACACUUGUGUGUUAUGCAGACGAUCAUGCACUGGGGACCAUUCUGUCAGGCGGUAUAAUACAACAACGACGAAAAAUAAAACAGGCCUUUCAAGUAGCAUCCGGAGACACCAUGACGGGGAAACAAGGCUCCGUGCUGUCGGAAAGUUUACGCCUGUCGGAGAAACCCUCUCUGGGUACCAACGGAGGGAGUAGCAGUCACCAGCCGAAGAGCAGCGCGACCCACCCGCCGACCAGGUGCACCGGCUUCGGCAUCCAGGAGAUACUGGGGCUGAACAAGGAGCCGUCCGCGGCCCUGAGGAGCCCGCUGAGCUCGCUGCCGCCCGGGGCGCACCUGAUCUCCGCCCGGUCGCUGCUGGGCCCCGCCGGCAUGGGCGUAGGUGUCGGGAUGGGAUUAAUCGACCCGGGUAGAAUUCCGGCGUUUUACCGGCAACCCGCGUUUCUGGAGACGGUGCUGUCCAACGCGCACGACGUCCACCUGCAGCCUCACAGCGGGGCCGGCGGGCCGCUGGACGCCGGUCAGUCCGCCACCUCAGAUUCAGAUGACUUAUCUUCAAAUGAACGAAAACUCUCAAAGUCAUCAGUAAAUCAGAGCAAGAAACGGAAGAAAAGACGCCACCGGACCAUAUUCACUUCAUAUCAGCUGGAGGAGCUGGAAAAGGCCUUUAAUGAAGCGCACUACCCGGAUGUUUACGCCCGAGAGAUGUUGGCCAUGAAAACAGAGCUACCUGAAGACCGGAUACAGGUGUGGUUUCAGAACCGCAGAGCCAAGUGGAGGAAGCGGGAGAAGUGCUGGGGCCGCAGCACCGUGAUGGCCGAGUACGGCCUCUACGGAGCCAUGGUGAGGCACUCCAUCCCCCUGCCGGAGUCCAUCCUCAAGUCCGCCAAGGACGGCGUCAUGGAGUCCUGCGCCCCCUGGCUGCUCGUCCAAGAUGGCUUACCAAUCCACAGGCGCUAUUCUAAAUCUGAAUACCCGCGACUCUUUGCAGGGAUGCACAAAAAGUCCACGGAGGCCGCGGUGCCCCCGGCGGCAACGGGACAGUGCGACGCGCCCCAGCAGCCGACCCCUCAGAGGGCGGAAGAGGCCGAAGCAGAGGAGAAGAGGUCGGAGGGCAAGGCCGCCAUUUCUAAAGAGGAACUGAGAGAGAACAGCAUCGCUGCGCUCAGGGCCAAGGCGCAGGAGCACAGCGCCAAAGUGCUCGGGACGGUUCUCAAGACAGACCGCCGGAGGGCGAGCAGGAGAAGAGGCGGGGGGCCGAGGAGAAGGCCGGCGAUCCCCUGAGACCUGCAGAGGAGGAGAAAAGCCCUUAGAGGCCCGGCGCGUUCCCCCCCCCCCCCGCGGACCGAUAUCCUCACGAGUGAGCGCGGUGGGCUUCCCAAACACAGCUCGCCGGGCUGCAGGGGGUCACCCGUCGCUGACCUCUCGCCUGGACUUCUUUGAGGAGACAGAUCACCUGGUUCACUGCCGCACAGAGGAUAUGCCAAAUGCACUUUUUAUCAUUUACUUCCAGAUCUACGGUCGUUGUUGCUCGUGCAUAGUAGAGAGGAUUUGUCUGGGUUGGGGAGUAAAGUGUUAAUAUCGUGUAUAUAGAGAGUAAGAUGAGGCAAUUAAAUCAAGUACGACAGUUAUAUCACUCAUCGGGACUACUGGUAACCCACGAGUGCGUUUCAUUUUAAUGUUGCUCACACAGCUACUGAAUAGUGACAUUUCUGAUAAAAAACAUCCCACCGACAGAAAGUAAUUGUCCCAUUUCACACUGUACAUACUUGAUAUAUGAAUCCCUCUCACUGAGGCACAACUUUACAUGUAGUCUUGGAAAUUGUGUGUGUUUUCAUUUCAAAAUAUGUAAAACGCAAAAUACGAAACCAUAAAACAGAAAUAACCUUUUAUCAAA
This is a messenger RNA of Gasterosteus aculeatus aculeatus (three-spined stickleback), 3987 nucleotides long. It is a transcript of the gene vsx2, whose product is annotated as visual system homeobox 2. Gene Ontology annotation, cellular component: nucleus. Gene Ontology annotation, molecular function: sequence-specific double-stranded DNA binding; DNA-binding transcription factor activity, RNA polymerase II-specific. Gene Ontology annotation, biological process: regulation of transcription by RNA polymerase II. The record is from RefSeq and is a predicted model, not a curated record. Lineage: Eukaryota; Metazoa; Chordata; Actinopteri; Perciformes; Gasterosteidae.